Anolis sagrei ordinatus is the source of this 1658-nucleotide messenger RNA. It is a transcript of the gene UBE2R2, whose product is annotated as ubiquitin conjugating enzyme E2 R2. The record is from RefSeq and is a predicted model, not a curated record. Gene Ontology annotation, molecular function: ubiquitin conjugating enzyme activity. Gene Ontology annotation, biological process: ubiquitin-dependent protein catabolic process; protein polyubiquitination. NCBI's taxonomy places the organism in Eukaryota, Metazoa, Chordata, Lepidosauria, Squamata, Anolidae.
GGCGCCUGCGCGUUGGUGGCAGUGGCCUAGCAGCGUCCCGUCACAAAAGGAAGCGGCCAUCGCGGUGAGAGGAGAGAGAGAGAGAGAGAGUGUCUGCCUGCCUGCCGGCGAGGCUGGAGCGCGGCUGAGGGCAGGGAAGAAGGACGACGCCGCCUUCGCCGCCGAGGAGGAGGAGGAGGCGGCGGAAGAGGCGGCGGCGGAGGAGAAGGAGCCGGCCGGCCUCAAGGCUGGCGGGCGGUGGCGGCGGCAGCGGUGGCGGCGGUGGCGCGGGGGCGAGGCCUGUGCUGAGGGCCUGAGGCCUCCCUCGGCUCGCUCCCUUCGCGCCGCCGCCGCCGCCUCUCCCUCCUCCUCCUCCCCGCCUUCCUCACCGUCCCCUCACCGUCCCGCUCCUUCCUCUCUUCUCUCUCUCUCGCCCUCGCUCGCCAUGGCCCAGCAGCAGGUGAGCAGCUCGCAGAAGGCGCUGAUGCUGGAGCUGAAGGGCCUGCAGGAGGAGCCCGUCGAGGGGUUCCGCAUCACCCUCGUCGACGAGUCCGACCUCUACAACUGGGAGGUGGCCAUCUUCGGGCCCCCCAACACGCUCUACGAGGGAGGGUACUUCAAGGCUCAUAUUAAAUUUCCUAUGGACUACCCAUAUUCACCUCCUACCUUCAGAUUCCUGACCAAAAUGUGGCAUCCCAACAUUUAUGAGAAUGGAGAUGUAUGUAUUUCAAUCCUUCACCCACCUGUAGAUGACCCUCAGAGCGGGGAGCUGCCAUCGGAAAGGUGGAACCCGACCCAGAAUGUCAGGACUAUCCUACUGAGCGUAAUCUCCUUGCUGAAUGAGCCCAACACCUUCUCUCCGGCAAACGUGGAUGCUUCGGUCAUGUUCAGGAAAUGGAGGGACAGCAAAGGAAAAGACAAAGAAUAUGCGGAAAUCAUUCGGAAACAAGUCCAGGCAACCAAGGCAGAAGCCGAAAAGGACGGCGUGAAGGUCCCCACCACCUUGGCGGAGUACUGCAUCAAAACUAAAGUGCCUUCCAAUGACAACAGCUCGGAUUUGCUUUACGACGACUUGUACGACGACGACAUUGACGACGAAGACGAGGAGGAGGAGGAGGACGCCGAUUGUUACGACGACGACGAUUCCGGGAACGAGGAGUCCUGACCUGGCCCCUCCGCUCCCCGGCCCCGGCCCCCCGUACUGUCCCGCCUGUUUUGCCAGAGGGGGGCUGCGGCGGCGGCCUCCAAGUGACCGUUCAGCAAAAAAUAUAUCUACACCACAUCUACACCUACACAUGCAUACAUACACACACCGACCGGGGUGGGGAAGAAGACACCGACCGAACCCGCGCGACCCGCUUCCUUCCUCCUGCCGUACGGGCCUCGAUCUCUCCCCCACACCCUGGUCUUUGGGCCUCCCCACGAGGAAGCCCUCUUCUGCAGAAUGUCUCAGAGUUCUUGCAUCCUUGCCUCUCCCAUCACUGUAUUCUGAAUUUUGCCCCCCUUUUCUUUUUUCUCCCCCCCCCCCCUUUUUUAAAACUAGCGGCGCUCCUGGCCCCCCCCCCCCGGCAUCACUCUGCUCCCCUCCCGCCCGCCUUUCAGGGGCGUUUCCGCAAGACGAGGAGAAAUAGGUUUUGCUCUGUGUUUAGCUUCUUGAAUUAAACACAGUUUUUCAUCGA